This is a messenger RNA of Babjeviella inositovora NRRL Y-12698, 2567 nucleotides long. RefSeq names its product Opt7p (gene OPT7). Gene Ontology annotation, molecular function: oligopeptide transmembrane transporter activity. NCBI's taxonomy places the organism in Eukaryota, Fungi, Ascomycota, Pichiomycetes, Serinales. The coding region runs from base 184 to 2469 and encodes 761 amino acids. The transcript has a single exon. Gene Ontology annotation, biological process: transmembrane transport. The record is from RefSeq and is a predicted model, not a curated record.
CCACGAAUCGUGUGCACAUUUGGACAGAUACAAUAGCCAGUUUGUGAAAGUAGAACACUAACAGCUGCACUAGACUAUCAUUCUGUGUUCUAGAGUACCAUUCGACCAUACCUCAAUCCCUCCCCCAACAAGCAUCCACUUCCAUCGUACCACAAAAGACUCACCACAUAUUCAUUCACACACAUGGAUCACCUACGAACCGAAGCAUAUUCAAGAGACCAGAGCCGAUCAGAGUCAGUACCAAAUACCGGAACCUUAGAAGACGAACCGUUGCUUAAAAUCCUCCCAGAAACUCCAAGCAUCCCAGGCACCCCAGACGAGACAGAUGAGCUUCCCUCCGAUGUGUUGGAACUCCCUUUAGUUGUCCGCGAUGCCGUAACCCUCACGGAUGACCCGACCAUUCCUGUGGUGACCUUCCGCUUUGUUCUCCUCACCAUUGUGUUUGUUGUGCCCGGGGCGUUUCUCGACACGAUGAACAGCUACCGAACCACCUCUGCAGCGUACUCGAUCUUCUUUGUCCAGAUUGCAUCGCACUGGGCGGGAAAGUGGCUAGCCCGGACCCUUCCCAAGAGGCAGGUCGGCUUUGGAAGUCUCCGCUUUGACCUCAACCCCGGACCGUGGUCUAUCAAGGAGACGGCGCUUGUAACCAUCGCGGCGGCGCUGGGUGCCACCGGAAACCUUGGAACCAGCGGGAUCUCCUUGGCCGAGCUCUACUAUCACGAGAAGGUCAACCCGGUUAUAGCCAUUCUCUACAUGUGGGCAAUUGUCUUUACUGGCUACUCGUACGCGGCAAUUGCACGCAAUUUCCUCCUCUACGACCCCAAGAUCACCUGGCCACAGGCCCUCAUGCAAACAAACUUGUUCAACUCCCAGGCCCGGUCUGAUCGUGACAGUAAACUUGGAUCCAGCCAGAUGCGCAUCUUUUUCCUUGCACUUGUGUUCAUGACCUGCUGGCAGUUUCUUCCUGAGCUUGUCUUUCCGUUCCUCUCGUCCCUUGCGGUGCUCUGUUGGAUUGCGCCCCACAACCACGUGGUUAACUUUCUCGGUUCAGGAAUGGGCGGAAUAGGGCUCCUCAAUCUCUCGCUCGACUGGAGUAACGUCACCUCUAAGAUCAUGAUCUACCCAUACUGGGUCCAGGUGGUACAGUUCACCGCGUUUGUUUUCGGUGCCUGGAUCCUCCUCCCCAUUGCCAAGUGGAGCAGUCUUGUAGAGUACAAGUUCGGUCUCAUGUCCAACGGCUUGUUCACGACCGAAGGCGCUCCGUACCCAGUUGCGGAGUUGAUCACCCCCGAGCUUAGGUUCAAUGAGACGGCAUACGCGCACUUCGGGGAGAUUCACAUGGGCGCACAGAAGGCGUGGAACACAUUCUUUGACUACGCAGCGUACGUUUCAGGCGCUCUCUGGGCGUUGAUUUACGCGCGCGCACAGCUAAUGGCGUCCGUGAAACGUGUGUGGCACGGCCGUCACACAGAGAAUAACGUCUCCGCCAGCCAGGAGUUUACCGACCGCUUGAACCGGCUCCAGGGGGCCUAUCCUGAUGUCCCACAGAGCUGGUACAUUUUCCUCUUUCUCGGCUCGUUUGUGACCCUCACGCUCAUUUUUGCAUCUGGAGGCAUGUUCAUCCCCGUGUGGACAUACUUCGUAGCGUUGGUGUUCGGUGCGGUGAUCGUAACGCCUCUCGCGUGGCUCUAUGCCGUAUCAAACUUCCAGCUCGCUAUCGGCACCUUCAACGAGCUUUUGUAUGGCUACAUGGUGCAGAAUCUUUCUCACAGACACCCCGCGGGGGCAUCUACGUAUGGUGCCAUUGCUGGGGACGCCUGGUACCGGGCUCAAUUUAUGCUCCAAGACCAGAAAAUCGGCCAUUACAUGCACCUUCCGCCACAGGCUGUUUUUAUGUCUCAGAUAUUUGGUGAGCUCAUCGGUGUUCCCGUCAACUACAUCGCCUUGCGUUGGGUACUAGAUACAAAACGGGAGUACCUCACGGGGGCAAAGAUCGAUCCAUUGCACCAAUGGACGGGUCAGGCCCUUACCAGCUCCAAUACCAUGGCUAUUCAGUACGUACUUCUCGGGCCAGACCGUCUUUUCAAGCACUAUCCGCUUCUUCCCUACGGGUUUGUGCUUGGAGCCGUAGCGCCGAUGGCUAUUUACUACUUACAUCGGAAGUUUCCCCGUGCGCGUUUUGACCUCUACAACUCUACGGUGUUCUUCCUGACUAUGAGCAAGUUCUAUGGAAAUCUUUCCACCGGAUACCUUUCACAGUUCAUCGGGGGGACCGUGACCAUGUUUUAUGCCUUCCGCUACAAGCACUCGUUAUGGAAGAAGUACAAUUAUAUCCUCGCUGCCGCGUUUGACACAGGAUUCAACCUUGCGGUGCUUUUGAUCUUUUUGUUGUUCAGCUUGUACCCGGUGGACAUGCCCCAUUGGUGGGGUAAUAAUGCAGAAUCAGUUGAGAGGUGUUUUGCGUUGUGAGUUAUAAAACUAGAAAAGGUAUUAGAAGUUUGGUGAAUCACUUAAAGAUAGGUUUAUACAACAUUGAAAUCCCCAAAAGAUGCUUGAAUAAUGGGGCU